Molecule: messenger RNA, 7178 nt
Organism: Thamnophis elegans (Western terrestrial garter snake)
Lineage: Eukaryota; Metazoa; Chordata; Lepidosauria; Squamata; Natricidae
Product: zinc finger protein 845-like
Exons: 13
Coding region: 1490-6835 (1781 amino acids)
Biological process (GO): regulation of transcription by RNA polymerase II
Molecular function (GO): DNA-binding transcription factor activity; RNA polymerase II cis-regulatory region sequence-specific DNA binding
Source: RefSeq, a predicted model, not a curated record
GAUGACCUCCAAGGUCCCUUCCAGCUCUGUUAUUUUAACUGCAGGCCAUUCUUGGUUCUGCGCGUCAAUAAACCUCCUUUCCUAAACAGCCUCCAUUUUAUUCCCUUCUUGGAACUGGACCCGUUUUUCCUUCCGACACUUAUCAGGGGAUAAAAUAGAAACCCACGACUGGAAGGUGCAACUGAAGCGGUUUAAUGUGGAGGAAACAUGCAGCUGAUGUCCAAAUGAAGAGGGAGACACGGACACAAACUUGUAGUUUUAUAUCAAUAUAAAUGUAUUUAACAUUCGCAGCAGAGAAGACAGUCAGGAGCAUCCUGAGGUAAAUCUCAACCAGCGCACAGAAGAAAAAGGCGGGAAACAAGGGAAACGCCCCCUUUCCACCCAUAGCAACCAAUCAGAGCGCAGAUCCUCUCAGGCGGAGCCCGCCCUCACUCAGCCACAACGGGGUCUUUGGGAUCUUUGUGCACUUUCCUUCUCCAGCCGUUAAAUUGGAUAUCUUCACAUUUAAAGAGUUCGAAAGAAACAUCUAAAAUGACUUUGAUUUUGUCCAUUACGUCGAAUUCUCAGUCUGGAAUAUUUUUAAUCUUCAUUCCGAUAAAAAGAAGUCAACGUCUUUGUUUUUUUUUUAAUACCUCAGACUUUUCUUUGCGUUUUGUAUAAUAAAUAAAUAAGAUCUUCAGACUCCAGAAAGAGUACAAAGAAGAGCAACAAAGAUGGAGGCUAAAACAUAUUAAAAAACGGUUGCUGGAACUGGGUAUGCAGAGAAGGACGAGGAGGGACAUAAUGGCAUAUUCUGAUAUCUCAGGGGCUGCCAGAAAGAAGAAUUAUUUCCUUUCCUAUUAUCUCUAUACUAUAAAUAAAUAUGAAGGAGACCUAAUGAAAGAGGUGGAGGUGGAGUUGCGCUGUAUAGAAAAAAUAACCAAAGCACUCUAGAAACGCAACAGAAGAAAGACGAAAACCUCCUUCAAUGCAUUUGGGUUAAUAUAAAAGAUGAAAAAGGCGUCGAAGCUUUGUCUGAAAUGGAGCCUUUCUUCCUCCUACUGCCAAGGCCAUCAUCCAAUUCUGGCACUUUGCCCCAAAUCCUCCAGGGGGCGCUCUCUGCCAAAGGAAGAGAACUCCAGGAGCUUCCCCAUUGGCCCACUGGAGGGCGAACGUCACGGCUGGCUUUCCACAGGAGGCGGCGAAGGAAGUGACAUCACUGAGCCUUGCCGCUCUAGGACACCGCACUCUCUCUCCUUAACCGUUGGGGCUCCGCUGGAGGCACAGAGGCUGCGGGAGAAUCUGGUGGGUGGACAUCCAGACGUGCCUCGGAUACAGAAACUGAAAGCCAUUUGUGGUUUUUGCAAGACAUUUUUUUUUCUUGGUGGGAAAAAGAGCUGAAUAACUUGCAGGGAUCCGUCCCAGAAAUGGUCCCGUGAAGGAAAAGGCAUCUGGAGACCCACCAGAGCCCUUGGAUCCAUCUGGAGUUGCUCUGCAGGACAGAGAAAGGAUGGAGACACAACCUUUUGCCAAGGAGGGAAGCGGAAAAGGCCCUUCAGCUGCUCAGCCUGGGAAGGGAGGGGAACUCUGGAGAAAAACUGGGCAGAAGAUCCUGGAGGAGGAAACCAUCCUCCCUUCCGAAGUUCAGCCUGGGAACUUCAUUCAAUACCGGGAGAUUGAGGGUCCCCGAAGACUUUGCAGCCGACUCCACGCCUUUUGCAGGUGGUGGCUGAGGCCAGAAAAGCACACCAAAGCCCAGAUGCUGGACCUAGUGGUUCUGGAGCAGCUCCUGGGUCUCCUGCCUCCGGAGAUGGAGAGCUGGAUUCGGGAGUGUGGAGCAGAGACCAGCUCCCAGGCGGUGGCCCUGGCAGAAGGCUUCCUCCUGAGCCAGGCAGAGGAGCAGAAGGAGCAGGUCCAGUUGCAGUGCUGCAGUGUGAAGAUCAGAGAUCCUGAGGAAAAGAAGAACCCAUCAAAUCCCGCCCAGGAACUAUUUUUCAGGAGGAUCCCUUGGGAAAGUCAAAGUCAAGACAACUCAGGAGACAAACGAAGAAUGAAACUUUCUGGUUUUUAUGAUGGAGAUCAAACAGUGGUUGGACCUCUAAAUCAAGAGAGUCUUGUGUCCUUCGAGGAGGUGGCUGUGUAUUUUUCUGAGGAGGAAUGGUCUCAGCUGGAUCCUGACCAGAAAGCGCUGCAUUCGAAAGUCAUGCUUGAAAAUCAUAGGAACAUGGUCUCUCUGGGUAAUAAUGGGCAGGAGAAUCAAGAUUCCUGGGAACUGUUCCAAGUUAUCAGUGCUAAAGAUGGAACGGAGAAGUUUGGGAUUCAAAUGGAAUUUGAAAGCCAUGAGAGAAACCAGUCAAAGAUUUGGAAUCAGGACAGCUCAUCUUCCUCUGAUGCUCCAAUGCAAGACUUUCUUGCCCAACAAGAGAAAAUAAGGAAAAAAAAUAUUGGGGAAAGUGUGAAGGUAAUCAAAGCUGAAUUGCAUGUGAAUGAACAUUAUUUAACCCAAAACAAAGGAGAAGAUGCUAUAAGAAGACACAACGGACAAAAUUACAAUGAAACAUUCGUUCCUUCUCUUGGAAAUAACUUCCUUACAUCUCAAGAAGCGAUUGACACAAAAGAGAAGCCUUAUAAAUGUUUGGAAUGUGGAAAAUGUUUUAGAACAAGAUGGCAUCUUACUUCCCAUGAAAGGAUUCACACUGGGGAGAAGCUCUACAAAUGCAUGGAGUGUGGAAAGACCUUUGCUCAUAACAAUACACUUACUAUCCAUAAAAGGAUCCACACAGGGGAGAAACCAUAUAAAUGCAUGGAGUGUGGAAAGACCUUUGCUCAAAGAAAUCAUCUUAUUUCCCAUAAGAUGAUGCAUACAGGGGAGAGGCCGUAUAUAUGCAAGGAGUGUGGAAAGACAUUUACUCAGAGCAGUGGACUUAGAAGCCACAAAAAGCUCCACACAGGAGAGAAACCAUUUAAAUGCAUGGAGUGUGGAAAGACCUUUGCUGUGAAAAGUACACUUACUAUGCACAUAAAGAUCCACAAUGGGGAAAAGCCAUUUAAAUGCAUGGAGUGUGGAAAGACCUUUGGUCAAAGAGGUCAUCUUAUUUCCCAUAAGAUGGUCCACACAGGGGAGAAACCGUAUAAAUGCAUGGAGUGUGGAAAGACGUUUACUCGGAGCAGUAGAUUUAGAAGCCACCAAAAUAUCCACUUGGGGCUUCCUGUUGACAUUGCCGCACUAUUGGACACGAAAACAGGGGUUCGUGAACUUGCGCCAAAUCCCUUCAUUGGAGGGCCCUAUAAGGGGCUAAAGUCAUCCUAUAGGGGUGAUGAAGAGUGGCGGAGUGGCCUGCAGGUCGUGGACAGCCGUGGCUCUCCUGCUUUAUCCAGGGCUAAUUUCCUCUCAUCCCACUAUGAGGAGGAGAGGCAGCCAUUAUGGCUGCCAGGGAAGCAGGAGAAGCGGGCUUGCCGGGAAGGCGGCGGGGAUCCAGGGAAGAGCCCUAGGAUCCGUCCCAGAAAUGGUCCUGUGAAGGAAAAGGCAUCUGGAGACCCACCAGACUCCUUGGACCCAUUUGGAGUUGCUCUGCAGGACAGAGAAAGGAUGGAGACGCAACCUUUUGCCAAGGAGGGAAGUGGAAAAGGCCCUUCAGCUGUUCAGCCUGGGAAGGGGGAGAAGCUCUGGAGAAGGACUGGGCAGAACAUCCUGGAGGAGGAAACCAUCCUACCUUCAAAAGUUCAGCCUGGGAACUUCAUCCAAUAUCGGGAGGCUGAAGGUCCCCGAGGUCUUUGCAGCCGACUACAUGACAUUUGCAGGCGAUGGCUGAGACCAGAAAAACGCACCAAAGCCCAGAUGCUGGACCUGGUGGUUCUGGAGCAUCUCCUGUUCCUGCUGCCCCCAGAGAUAGAGGGCUGGGUGCGGGAGUGUGGAGCAGAGAGCAGCUCCCAGGCGGUGGCCCUGGCUGAAGGCUUCCUCCUGAGCCAGGCGGAGGAGCAGAAGGAGCAGGUCCAGUUGCAGUGCUGCACUGUGGAGAUCAGAGAUCCUGAGGGAGAGAAGAACCCAUCAAAUCCCCCUCAGGAGCUAUUUUUCAGGAGGAUCCCUUGGGAAGAUCCAAGUCAGAACACCUCAGGAGAGAAAGAAACAAUGAAGCUUUCUGGUUUUUAUGACGGAACUCAAACAGCGGUUGAACCACCAAAUCAAAAAUGUCUUGUGUCCUUCGAGGAGGUGGGUGUGUAUUUCUCUGAGGAGGAAUGGUCUCAGCUGGAUCCUGACCAGAAAGCGCUGCAUUCGGAAGUCAUGCUUGAAAACCAUAGGAAUGUAAUCUUUCUGGGUAAUAAUGGGCAGGAGAAUCAAGAUUCCUGUGAACUGUUCCAAGUGAUCAAUGCUAAAGAUGGAAUGGAGAUGUUUAGAAUUCAAAUGGAAUUCGAAAGCCAUGAGAGAAACCAGUCAAAGAUUUGGAAUCUGGAAAGUUCAUCUUCCACUGAUGCUCCAAUGCAAGACUUUCUUGCCCAAGAAGAGAAAAUAAGGGAAACAUAUACUGGGAAAUGUGUGAAGCUAAUCAAAACUGAAUUACAUGUGAAUGAACACUAUUUAACACAAAACAAAGAAGAUGCUAUAAAAAAAGACAACGGAGUAAAUUCCAACGGCACAUUCAUUCUUUCUGUUGGUAAUAACUUCCUUACAUCUCAAAAAGUGAUUGAUACAAAUGAGAAGCCUUAUAAAUGUUUGGAAUGUGGAGCAUGUUUUAGAACAAGAAGGCAACUUACUUCCCAUGAAAGGAUUCACACUGGGAAGACACUCUACAUAUGCAAUGAGUGUGGAAAGACCUUUGCUAAUAACAAUAUACUUACUAUCCAUAAAAGGAUCCACACAGGGGAGAAACCAUAUAAAUGCAUGGAGUGUGAAAUGACUUUUGCUCAUAGCAGUAAUUUGAUUUCCCAUAAAAGGAUCCACUCAGGAGAGAAGACAUAUAAAUGCAUGGAAUGUGGAAAGACUUUUGCUCAUAGCAGUACACUUACUUCCCAUAAGAUGAUCCACACAGGGGAGAAGCCGUAUAAAUGCAUGGAGUGUGGAAAGACAUUUACUCAGAGCAGUGGACUUAGAAGACACAAAAAGCUCCACACAGGAGAGAAACCAUUUAAAUGCAUGGACUGUGGAAAGACAUUUGCUGAAAAACGUAAUCUUAUUUCCCAUAAAAGGAUCCACACAGGGGAGAAGCCAUAUAAAUGCAUGGAGUGUGGAAAGACCUUUGCUCAAAGAGGUACUCUUAUGUCCCAUAAGAUGAUCCACACGGGGGAGAAACCAUAUAAAUGCAUGGAGUGUGGAAAGACCUUUGCUAGUAGCAGUUAUCUUAUUUCCCAUAAGAUAAUUCACACAGGAGAGAAACCAUAUAAAUGCAUGGAGUGUGGAAAGACCUUUGCUCAGAGCAGUGGACUUACUAUCCACAAAAGGCUCCACACAGGGGAGAAGCCAUUUAAAUGCAUGGAAUGUGAAAAGACCUUUGCUCUAAGAAGUCAUCUUAUUUUACAUAAAAUGAUCCACACAGGGGAGAAGCCAUAUGAAUGUAUGGAGUGUGGAAAGACCUUUGCUCGAAAUGCUCAUCUUAAUUGCCAUAAGAUGAUCCAUACAGGAGAGAAGCCAUAUAAAUGCAUGGAAUGUGGAAAGAGCUUUGCUCAGAAUGGUAGUCUUACUUCUCAUAAAAGGAUCCACGCAAAUGAGAAGCCUUAUAAAUGUUUGGAAUGUGGAGCAUGUUUUAGAACAAGAAGGCAACUUAAUUCCCAUGAAAGGAUUCACAUUGGGAAGACGCUCUACAUAUGCAAUGACUGUGGAAAGACCUUUGCUAAUAGCAAUACACUUACUAUCCAUAAAAGGAUCCACACAGGGGAGAAACCAUAUAAAUGCAUGGACUGUGGAAAGACCUUUGCUCAUAGCAGUAAUCUGAUUUCCCAUAAAAGGGUCCACUCAGGAGCGAAACCCUAUAAAUGCAUAGAGUGUGGAAACACCUUUGCUCAUAGAAGUACACUUACUUCCCAUGAAAGGAUCCACACAGGGGAGAAACCAUAUAAAUGCACGGAAUGUGGAAAGACAUUCGCUCAAAGAGCUCAUCUUAUGUCCCAUAAGAUGAUCCACACAGGGGAGAAGCCGUAUCAAUGCAUGGAGUGUGGAAAGACAUUUGCUGAAAAACGUAAUCUUCUUUCCCAUAAGAUCAUCCACACAGGGGAGAAGCCAUAUAAAUGCAUGGAGUGUGGAAAGACCUUUGCUCAAAGAGGUAAUCUUAUUUCCCACAAGAUGAUCCACACAGGGGAGAAGCCAUAUAAAUGCAUGGAAUGUGGAAAGACCUUUGCUAGUAGCAGUUAUCUUAUUUCCCAUAAGAUGAUCCACACAGGAGAGAAACCAUAUAAAUGCAUGGAGUGUGGAAAGACCUUUGCUCAGAGCAGUGGACUUACUAUCCACAAAAGGCUCCACACAGGGGAGAAGCCAUUUAAAUGCAUGGAAUGUGAAAAGACCUUUGCUCUAAGAAGUCAUCUUAUUUUACAUAAAAUGAUCCACACAGGGGAGAAGCCAUAUGAAUGUAUGGAGUGUGGAAAGACUUUCGCUCGAAGUGGUCAUCUUAAUUGCCAUAAGUUGAUCCAUACAGGAGAGAAGCCAUAUAAAUGCAUGGAAUGUGGAAAGAGCUUUGCUCAGAAUGGUAGUCUUACUUCUCAUAAAAAGAUCCACGCUCGGGAGAAACUAUAUAGCAACAGCAAUUCUACUUACUUAUAUACCACUCCAGAAUGCUUUACAACCCUCUCUGAGCAAUUUACAGAGUCAGCAUAUGAUCCCCAGCAACCUGGAUCCUCAUUUUACCCACUUGAGAAGGAUGAAAGCUGAAUCAACCAUGAGUCUGUCAGAAUCACACGCCUGGCUGUGGACAAUUAGGCUGUAGUACUGCAUUCUAACCACUGACCCAUUAUGUCUCUAUAGAUUUAUAUGUCUACAUAUUGUGCCUUCAUGAUCCAAAUGAGAUAAGGUUGAAUCCAACAAAAUAAAACUUAGUGUGGAGAAAAGUAAGAUUUUACACCUGGGCAGGAAAAAGAGAUUGCAUGAAACCUAGCUCAAAAACAAUAAUUGUAAGAGGGACCUUGGGAGUCUGAAUGGAUGAUCACUUAAACAUGAGUCAUGCGUGUGUAGCAGCAGCUAGAAAACUAAUAUAAUCCUUGAAUGUAUAAAGAGA